CUCUGACCACGAUCCACGUGGAGACGACAGUUCCGAUCCGAUCCGAUCCGUUACAAUCGCUUUAUGUUCUUCCUUCCGUUUCUCUUAUUACUCCAAAUAAAACAAUUGAACCCUCUCUCUCUCUCGCUCGCAUUUUCACCUCACUCUUUUCUCUCUCUCUUAGCGAACGACACAAUUGAACCCUAAAACGACAAUGGCGUGCUGCUUCGUUUCGUGACUGAUGAUGCUGCGCGUCGUCGUCGUCGUAGUCUCGGACGGUGGUUGCAUGGGCUGGAAUCUGGUGCGGCCGUGUGCAUUGUGAUCAAUCAAUCAUAAUGAUGAAAGAGGAUUGUUUGAUUUUGUGAUUGAAAUCGAAUCAGAGAAGAGGAGAGAGAGAGAAAAAAAAUUAUUGUUAUGAUGACUGAAUUAGUGGCCCGAACAGGUCGGCAUCAGCAACGAUACGGACACGGUUAUCGCCUUAUUGCCGGGUGUGUUCCAUUUAGGUAUAAAGAAGAUGACUGUGGAGACUCUUGUUCUGAGAAGAUUGUUGAAGUGCUUAUGAUUAAUUCAACUAGUGGACCGGGUCUUUUGUUUCCAAAGGGAGGUUGGGAGAAUGAUGAAACUGUUGAGGAGGCUGCAGUUAGAGAAGCUAUUGAAGAAGCAGGAGUUCGAGGAGACCUAAUGGAUUUUCUUGGGUACUAUGAAUUUAGGAGUAAGACCCUCCAAGAUGAGUGCAGUCCAGAAGGUUUAUGUAAAGCAGCAAUGUUUGCCUUGUUUGUGAAAGAGGAACUUGAGUCAUGGCCUGAGCAAAGCACCAGAAAAAGGAGUUGGCUGGUUGUGUCAGAGGCACUAGGAAACUGCCGGCAUGCAUGGAUGAGGGAUGCCCUGCAAUGCUUCUGUAAAUGGCAUGAGGAGUGCAAGGGAGGAUCAAGACUGAACUGACUACAUAUUUGUAGGGGGCAAUGAUAUAAAGGACCAGUGACAUUUAUUUUAGGAAAGAUAUUUCUGAUCAGGAUUACUUAGGGUGUGGUUGAUUGUCUUUUUUUGGUGUUGAAAGCUAUUUUAGAAAGUAUAUUUGAAACCUUUUUUCAGAAAGAAAAGUUAUUUGAUGAAAUUUUGAGAGCAGUA
Glycine soja is the source of this 1107-nucleotide messenger RNA. Its product is annotated as nudix hydrolase 16, mitochondrial-like. Lineage: Eukaryota; Viridiplantae; Streptophyta; Magnoliopsida; Fabales; Fabaceae. Bases 394 to 921 code for a protein of 175 amino acids. The transcript has 4 exons. Gene Ontology annotation, molecular function: pyrophosphatase activity. Gene Ontology annotation, cellular component: nucleus; cytoplasm. The record is from RefSeq and is a predicted model, not a curated record.